This is a messenger RNA of Protopolystoma xenopodis, 306 nucleotides long. Lineage: Eukaryota; Metazoa; Platyhelminthes; Monogenea; Polystomatidea; Polystomatidae. The record is from the annotation of a GenBank genome assembly.
GUCUUCGGAACUGAUGUGAUGGUGUCCGUAGCCAAGUCUUUUGAGGCGCCUAUCAAAGUGGUCUUUCCUCGAGAUUUUCUUACUAAUGGUAUUUUUGCUAGCGAGAUGGCUAUGCUUGGUUUAGGCGACAUCGUUAUUCCUGGCAUCUUUGUAGCCAUGCUGCUUCGCUUCGACGUGAGUCUACAAAGAAACGGGAGUCGUUUUUAUUUUUACACGGGAUACUUGGCAUAUAUUUUCGGUCUCCUUACUACCUUCAUUGUGAUGCAUAUCUUUAAACAUGCUCAAGUAAGUAUAAGUUACUACUAA